Messenger RNA from Varroa destructor (honeybee mite), 1711 nucleotides. RefSeq names its product profilin chickadee (gene chic). The record is from RefSeq and is a predicted model, not a curated record. Lineage: Eukaryota; Metazoa; Arthropoda; Arachnida; Mesostigmata; Varroidae. Gene Ontology annotation, cellular component: cell cortex. Gene Ontology annotation, molecular function: actin monomer binding.
AGCAGCCAUAUUGGUAGACAUCAGCGAGCAGCGAGCAUCCGCCUACAGUGAGUCGGCUACGGGGUCCUCGUGUCGCCGAAUCUCUUAGCGGCCCCCACAUCGUGUCGCUUUGUGUGAGAGUGUGCACCUCUAGUCGUUCUCCUCAUCGUUCAGUCUCUGCUGAGUUAUCGUCGGAUCGUAUUAGUGUGUUUGUAGCUCGACGAGGAGACAGCGAUUCGGCCUCCUCACAGCAGCGGAUUCCCUCGUGUAUGUGGUGUGCGGCGAGUUAUUUAACUACGGCGAACUGAAGAUCCCAGCCCGAGCGUGAAAUACCGACAGGUAACAGUAUUCAUCGGUGUGUGAAAGCUAAUCGCUAGCGUUGUGACUGCAGUGCUGUUAUACGCCGAGCGGUUGUUCGCCGUUGAAUAGCAAACGUUCGCUGUUGUGCUUUGAAACCCCGUGGACGGACGGACGGACGGACUUCUGUGUCACCACCCGCUUAACCGGCAUCCCAGCGUUGAUUGUUUUGCAGUUCCCUAACACGUACAACUAACGAAAUCAGCUUACGAUGUCUUGGCAACAGUACGUUGACAACCAGAUCUGCGCCUUCGUGCAGGCCAAGUCGGCAGCGAUCGCUGGUCUCAAUGACGGCUCGAUUUGGGCCAAAUUUGAAUUGGCGCCGAAUAAUGCGAUCACGUCAGCCGAGAUGAAGACCAUUGCCGAGAACAUGCGUACGAAGCCGCAAAAGUUUCAGGAGACGGGCAUACAUCUUGGUGGUGAGAAAUACGUCUGCCUGAAUGCCGAGGAGAAGCUUGUGCGCGGUCGUAAGGGGACCUCGGCCAUGUGCAUCGUGGCAACUAAUACCUGUCUGCUCGUCGUUUCGACCGUCGAUGGUUUUCCGGCUGGCCAACUCAACACCGUUGUCGAGAAGCUCGCCGAUUAUCUCCGUCAGAGCAACUACUAACAAGAUACCACUGUAACUUCCAACACGAAACGGAGCGAGAGAGAGAGAUUACCGAAUUCCCCAUACACUAUAAAAAAUGACAACAUCGACCUACAACAAUACUAAAGUAAAAAAGACUUACCUAUACACAAUCAUAAUUAUAAUAAUUAUAAUUAUAGUAUAUAAUGGCGACACACAACAGGGGUGUAACAAGCUUCUUCAAACUACUGCGUUCUUGCCUCCAUCCGAGCUGUUAUCCCCUACUAAGAACACGAGAACGACAUUGUGUCGUAGUUGAGAGCUGGGAAGACGUGAACCAACCACUACUACAAGCAGAUUUGUUCAGUAUCUAACGUCCACGAGAGACGGCUGUCUCUCUACGACUAGUGAGCCUCCACUUUCUCUUAGAUUCCUUUAAUAUCUCCCACGCCUUGCAUCCCCACAGAGCCCCACCUCUCGAAUGGCCGUUCUUAUAGGAUCAGUUUCAAUAAUCGUUUCGGAUGUACAGUAAGUACAUCUAUAAAAGGAAAGAAAAAGCGAGAGAGCAAUCCUGAUUAAACUAUUUACAUGACAACAGAUAAUGAAACGCAUUUUGUUCUAAUUCAUAAUAAAAUACUUGUUAACUAUCAAUGGUAAUCGGCUAUAUUUUGCCCCGCUCCCCAUUUUCCCCACUCACUUUUGCGCCCAGCCACUCCCUUCUAGAGACGCCACCAUCAGCUACACCAUAUCCCUAUUCCAUCUGCAAUUGCCGUAUAGGCUCCUAACUGCUCUGAGUCAUAUUUAUACAUA